AUGGCCAACAACGUCCCGUCCGAAUUGCGCGACUAUGCGCCGCUUAUCGAGACCAGGGUUGAGAUCUCGCAUACCACCCCCGUCGCAAAGGCCGAGGACUCACCUAUCCCUUCGCGCUCCGCAUCUCUCGGCCCUGAUCCGUUCCCCGUGGAUCCCAACGAUAUUAAUGGACCUGUAACGACUGCUGGACGAAAACGCAAGCUCAAUAGCGCAUCCGCACGGGGUGUAGCCAACCUUACCCCGGACCAACUAGCCAAAAAGCGUGCCAAUGACCGCCAGGCUCAACGCGCGAUACGCGAACGUACCAAAACACACAUCGAGGCAUUGGAGCAACAAGUGAGAGAUUUGUCGUCACAGAAACCCUUUCUUGAUCUUCAGGCGGCCUUGCAUCACAAUGAACGAGUCAAGGCGGAGAAUCGAGAGCUCCGGCAGGGACUAAAGGCGGCAAUGGAUAUCAUCCAGCCUUUACUCGCAAAGCCGGAGGUAUCAGAAUUACCUACUUUCUCAACCCAACCAAAGUCGGCCCCGCAACUUUCUCAUACCUCCCCGUAUCCUGAUGCUGCCGAACACCUCACCCCCAAUGCCCACCUGAUGUCGUCGGACAAGCCGUAUGCCGAGUCAAUUGGUAGUAUCGAUACCCCGUCUCCGACACAUUCAGCACCGAUCGGUGGAAGUCGUCGCAACAGUUCAAAUGGUGGCCUUCCGGGGUCCUCAUACCGAGUAGCCCUCUCCCAAAAUAUCGCUCAUGGUCUAGAUUUCGGAAUGGAGGAACGACUCGGCUUCAAUUUCCUAUUAGACCCCUCCCAAAAUGUUCCCAAGGUGGAUCGUCUCCGUCGUCUUAGUCCGGAGAACUUUCGCACCUCCCAUCCAACAACACCCUCUUCCCCUCUAUACCUUCAACCCUCCAGUUACCCAUCUGAACAACUGACGCCCACAUUCGCUACGCCUAUUAUGAACACUGCCCCAACUUGUCCAUUGGAUAGCGUUCUCAUGGACUUUCUCAAUUCCAGACAGCGCGAAGCCGCACAAGGAAUUCCCCGUCAGAAGCUUGUCGGACCCCCAUACCCGAGUGUUUCUUCCUUGCUUAAUCCCGAGAAAAGCGUCAACUCGCAUCCUGUAUCAAAGGUCUUCACGGAUAUCCUAUGCACAUUCCCGGAUAUUUCAUCACUUCCAGAACAAGUCGCUGUAUUAUACACUAUGUUCCUCCUUAUGCGGUGGCAGAUCUAUCCCACCCAGGAGAAUUAUGACCGGCUACCAGAGUGGCUCGCUCCAGGAACAAGCCAGUUACUCCAACCGCAUCCAGCAUGGAUGGAUUAUCUCCCUUGGCCACGUAUGCGAGAUCAUUUGGCCUCAUGUCACCAAGACUACCCAUUCGAUAAUUGGACCAUUCCCUUUACACGGGGCCUAUCCGUCAAUUGGCCAUACGAGCCCACCGAUUGCUUAUUAUCCGCCGGAGACUCCGAAGAAUUGCUCAUCAAUCCGGUAUUCGAGCGUCAUAUGCGCAACCUCAACAAUUGGUCGUUAGGUCCGCUAUUUGCAGAGUGCUAUCCUAACCUGGUAGACACGACCCGGAUCAGACCGGCACUGAACCAGGAAAGCGCUACUCCUCAUUCUCUGUAG
Messenger RNA from Penicillium malachiteum, 1620 nucleotides. RefSeq names its product bZIP transcription factor. Gene Ontology annotation, biological process: regulation of DNA-templated transcription. The record is from RefSeq and is a predicted model, not a curated record. Lineage: Eukaryota; Fungi; Ascomycota; Eurotiomycetes; Eurotiales; Aspergillaceae. The transcript is spliced from 2 exons. Bases 1 to 1620 code for a protein of 539 amino acids. Gene Ontology annotation, molecular function: DNA-binding transcription factor activity.